UCUCGCGAGAUUACGAAACGGCAAAGCGAUAAAGAGAAAAUGGAAGGCUGUGUUAGCUUACUAGCUGGCUAGCUGUGCGAACCCAUGAAUACAUGGAAAACUAAUCGAUAAGGUUCAAGCUUCAAAGAGUGACAAUUGGAAUGACUGCACAUCCUGAAAAUUAGACAUUUGCAGCCAUCUGUGACUUAUUUCUAGAGAGUUGUUAGCUGUAGAUGUCAAAAUAGACCCAAUGGAACAUAACACCGAUGGAUAUAAUGCAGAGGAAGAACAGAGCCAGUCAGAAGGGGCAGAGUCGAGUGUUAGGCCGACCAUGUCUCAGGUUAAAAAGUCAUGGGGCUUCAGGCGGACCACCAUUGCAAAAAGGGAGUUCUUGGAUGAAAUCGGAGACCUAACCAACAGUCCUCCGCUUGUACGCAGAGGCCGAAGCCGUCGAACCAACCAGACACCCCCGCCCACUCCAGAAACCCCCCCCACCCAGAGAGCUAAUAGUGCAACUAAGAGUGUUCUAGAUGAGCUUGAGUGGUCUGCCCCAUCAUCACCUGUGUCCGAGGAGAGCAAGCCGGCCUCCGAAGCUUCUGCAGGAGGGAGCCUUGACCCCAGCUUAUGGCAAGAUUUUGGGUCUGCCUUCCACACUGCCUUCUCACUGCUCGGCGGGAAUGAAGGCUUGUCAAUAGAAAUGUCAGAUGCUCUGGCAGUUCCCGACAUUUUGGAAGCCACUGAUGCCACCGAGGCUCCUCCUCCAGAGGUUAUAGAAGACACAGAGGUGCCUGAUAAUAUUGAAUCUGCUGAUGACAUGGAGAUCUUGCGACCUGUUACUCCUGACAAUGAGGCAGGAGGGGACAUCGAUGAUGUGGUGUUGAUUUCUAGUCAAGAAGAGGACAGUGAUGAAAUGACUCUGAUACAGAUUAAAGAGCAACUGAUAUCAAAAGGCAAGCAGGGAGACACGAGAGCUAGAGGGGGUAGAGGUGGAAGAGGCAAGGCCAGAGGAAGGGGGAGAGGCAGAGGAAGGGGAAGAGGUAGAGGAAGGGGCAGAGGGAGGGGCAGGGCCGCUGCGCUUCAAUCACACAUUGUACAUGAUGAGGACAACGAUGAUGAGGUGGUGCUUGUUAAUCCAGCUGAACAGUUGCAGGAGGAAAAAGAAAAUGAUCCACACGGCUCUGCUGAAACGGAGAUAUCCUCUACUAACUCUGAUAUCACUCUCAGUCCCACUCAGCAAUCAAGCUCAGACUGCAUACUCAUAGACACUGAUUUAGACCAGGUUACUGAUGUGACUCCUGGUCAGUACGAUGAUGCACCAGAGGAGGAAGAGGAGGAGAAGAUAAGCGAAAAGAAGUGUUCAGGCAUAUCAGACACAGAGGGCUCUGACUCCAAUGCUCUGUACUGCAUCUGUCAACAAAAACAAGAUAAAAGGUUCAUGAUCUGCUGUGACAAAUGCCAGGACUGGUUCCACGGCGACUGUGUUGGUAUCACUGCGGCACAGGGCCGUAAGAUGGAGAGGAAAGGGGAAGAGUACAUCUGCCCUCCUUGCACUACAAAGAAGCGAAUCCAGCUUCAACCGAAGCUUUACUUUAAACCGCAGCCUGAGCUGAGCUAUCCUGAAUGCUUGACGCUGAGUCUUGCUGGUGGAGAACAGGAGGAGGGCCACGAGGAGCAGCAGCAAGUCCUCAAGGAGACUGUGCUGGUGUUGGACGAGGAGGAGGAGGAGGCUCCUAUGACGAGGCCAGAGCCUCAGCCUGAGCCGGAGCCUCAGCCGGAGCCGGAGCCUCAGCCAAAAGCUAAAGCUGAGCCUGAAGCUGAGAUGGAGACCGAGAGCUUGCUUCCUCUGUGCAUUGGGCCCGGGUGCUCCAGACAAGCCCUACAGGACUCUGUUUAUUGUGGCACUGACUGUAUUCUGCAGCACGCUGCCGUCACCAUGAAGACUCUCUCUGGUCCCAAGGUGCCCAACUCCAGAGGACGGCCACCAAAAAAAGCUGUCACUGCCCGACCCGCUGCUAAGGGUCAGAGGUCGGGUAGGAUCUCUAAGAGAUUAGCAGAAAAGGCUGAGGAGGAAUGUGAAGAGGAGGAGGAGGUGAAGGAAGAUGAUGGGCAGGAGGAGGCUGCAUCUCCCUUAGCCUGCGACCCCAGUCUCACAGAAGUGCAGGCCACUUCCAUACCAUCAUCUAAGUUAAACACAGCGUCUAUUAAGGACAGUAAAGAGGAAGAGGCUGAUGGUGAGGCUGUUACUCCAUCAAAACCACCCCCAGAGGACACCUCAAAAGAUGCCGCUCCCGCCUCCCAGUCUGCAUCUGAGUCGGGAUGCAGGCUGGGACCGCAGAGCCACUCUCAAGGAAAGGAGCCAAUCAACAGUGGGGUGCCUGAGCAGCAAUCUGCAGAAUCAGAUCUUGCGAUACCACCCAAAGCAGCAAAAUCUAGUCCGUCUCCAUCCCCAUCCACCUCGGCUCCCAGACAUCAUGAAACGGGCGCUCUUAUGGUGACUAAAACCACGUACGUCAUCCCAAAGAGGCAGCCUGGACCCCAGCCUCCGUCCAGCCAUGUGUCGUCCUCGGCAUCGGGCCAGAAGCCUUCCUCGGCCCCCGCGCUGCUGAACGAAACCAGAAAUCUGCUGGUGCCACCGGCACCCAGCGCUCCCUCCUCCAGACCCUCUCAGCCCAAUAACCAGGUCCGACAGAGCAUCCAGCGUUCCCUCUCCAGCAUCCUGUUUAAGAGGUUGUGUGAUUGUGACGAUUUGGAGAUGUCCGAGAGUGAAGUUGCGAAGCUCGUCGCGAGCAUCGAGAUGGAGAUGUUUGACAUAUUUCGCAACACAGACAGCAAAUACAUGAACAAGUACAGAACUAUAAUGUUCAACCUGAAGGACCCAAGAAACAAGGGUCUGUUGUGUCGGGUCGUACGUGGAGAGAUCAGCCCUUUCAGACUGGCUAGGAUGAGCCAGAAGGAUAUGCAGGCUACCAAAGCAUCAGAGCCAAGUGCGAAAGAAACAACAGAGGUUAAGGAUUCUGCUGCUAAAGCGACAGGUUUGCAGCAGAAGCCUGAAGCGGUGAAGGUUGAUUUGCCCAGUUUGAAUCCCGCUAGACCCAAUAGAAGCACGGUUGCUUUCCAGGAACAGAAGAAAAGUCUUCCUGCUCCUGCUCUCAAGACCAGAACAAGCCAGCCAAGCCAGAGAAGUGCUCUACCAGAUAUUCUCGCCUGCAUGCUGAAGGACACAACUUCGGAGCACAAAGCUCACCUCUUUGACCUGAAAUGCAAGAUAUGCACAGGUCAAAUGCUAGUUGGGGAAGAAGAGGAACCCGCAAAGAAAAAACCCAAGGUUUCUGAAACGAGGGAUAAAUAUGAACCCCCUUGGAGAAAGACUGCAGGAGAUGACUCCCCUCUGCGUGGGCCACCCGACUCACCGGACAUGGAUUCGCCGACAUCAUCCCUAAUUGACCCUUCAUCCCGUCUUAUUAUUGACGCUCCAGCAUUAACUAUUGUAGAAUUUCCUGCUUCCCCAGUAAUGGACUCUCCAGCCUCCCCUACUUUAGACUCUCCGGCUUCCCCUGUCAUGGAAUCCCCCGCAUCCCCAACUCCAGACACUUUUAAAACUGCUACACGAAAGAGAGCAUACACACCAGUUGUGAUCCCUGCCGUCUCCACUGUAACUAUCACAAGGCGUGACCCCCGCACCGCAGCAAGCAGGUUCUCUGCUUUUUCCAGUUGCACCACUGGUCCCAGUAACACCACUCGUAACCAAUCGGUCCCUUAUGCUCCUCUUAAAGAGACUAUCACUGCAUCUCCUUUAACACGAGCCCCCUCUCCACCACCAACGAAACCAUUACCUAAAUCUAUCUUGACGAAACCGUCUUCCUCUGUGGAUCCCAGACUCUAUGGCACAUCCUCAAGGACCGUGAUCUCUGAAUCCCCAGCUGAUGGUGAGACCUCUCAGUUCUUAGCCAAGCAAGACAUUGUGUGGAAAGGCUUCCUAAAUAUGCUCUCUGUGGCCAAGUUUGUCACCAAGGGAUAUCUGAUUUCAGGACCUGCUGAGAAUCUCAAAAUGGAUCUACCUGAUACCAUACAAAUUGGAGGACGAAUCCUGCCUCAAACAGUAUGGGAGUAUGUUGCGAAACUAAAGAGCUCUCUUACAAAGGAGUUAUGUGUGAUCCGUUUUCACCCUGCAACAGAGGAGGAAGAGGUGGCCUAUGUCUCCCUGUUCUCCUAUUUCAGCAGCAGAGGACGUUUUGGUGUGGUCGCCGAUAGCAACCGGUCCAUCAAGGAUAUAUACCUUGUUCCACUCAGUGCAAAGGAACCAAUCCCAUUAAUGCUACAACCUUUUGAUGGACCAGGGCUUGAAAAAAACAGGCCCAAUCUUCUCCUGGGUCUGGCAGUCAUCCAGAAGGCAAAACGUCCAGGAAGCUUGCCUCAGGAAAUUGAAGAGAAGAGACCAAAAGUUAAUAUGUCCAAAGACCCGAUGUGGAUUCCAAAACCCCCAGUCCUCUAUGGUUCAGACAAAUUGGAAAUAUUUCAACCAUACAAUCCAGAGACUCCUGCGAGCACCACACCUCCUGGCACACCACCUUGCCCUGGUUCACCAUCAGACUCUUCUGGCUCAGUGACCAUGCCACCUAGUUUGAAUUAUAUUAGAACACACCCUCCUGUUUCUACCUCAGCUGCUGUUGCUGCCACUCAGUCCACCAUCUCUGACAAGAAUCCCACAACAACGUCCAGUAAUAAGACACCGCUGCAGACUAUCUUAAAGAGUUUGUUCGGCAAUAAGCAAACUGACUCUGUGGUCUCUUCUGACAGAAGUUCUACGACGACAACACCAACAGCUAGUCUGAAGAAGGGCCCAGUGUUUUCUCAGGUGUCUCAAUCAAUGGUGGAUCCAAUUGUCCAACAGUAUGGAAAGAAAUCCAAAGUAAAAAAAAUGGUAGAAGAAAAUGAAUUUGACCGGCCUUAUGACCCAGAAGAGGAGUAUGAUCCAGCAAUGGGAUAUGGACAGGUUGCCCCUAAGAGGAUAGAAACAAUUAAGGCAGAUGGCCCUGCCCUAUCUGGCUUUGUAGAUGAUGGUGUGGCCUAUGAUCCAGAGGACGAGACCAUCUUUGCCGAUAUUCAAAGUGAUGUAGCAAAGCCACCUGUUUCAACUCAAACAUCAGAUUCUCCAUCAUCCCCAACCACAAUUUCUACCCAGAUUGUAACGCCAGCUCCAGCACAAACUUCCACCCCAGCUGGAGUAAUUCAGAACAUUCCUACAGGCACUGUGGUUGUCUCAGCUGCAACACUAACUGAACAACAGCGGAUGCUUGAGGAGCUCAAUAAGCAGAUUGAAGAGCAAAAACGGCAAUUGAAGGAGCAGGAAGAAGCACUACGUCAACAGAGAGAGGCUGUGGGUAUGUUCAUGGCUCACUUUUCUGUUUCUGAUUCCCUGAUGUCUCCCCCACAGAAAUCUUUGCCUCUCAGUCAACUGUCAGUAUCAACAGACAAGACCAGCAACCUUACAGACACUGUGGAAAGUUCAAAUGUGGAAUUACAAACUGUUAAGCUUGAAGACUUACCAGCCACCCCUAAUUUAGAAAAUGAUACAGAUACUGUUCAAGAGCAAGAUGAAACGCAGGACAAUGUGAAGGAAAAUGACAAUUAUUCCUCUGCUGGGGAGAUUGAAGAUUCUGAUGUAGCUUAUGAUCCUGAGGACGAAACACUUUUUAAUGAAAUGCAAGAUGAUGUAUUUCAAGGAGGCAGUUUAAAGACUUGUGAUUCAUCUUUGUUUAGAACAGGACAUAGUUCCGGCCGCAAGGGCACUCUUAAUUCAUACCACAGCAGAAAGCAAAAGCCAUCACCAAAGAAGCGAAGUCAUCGUGAAAGAGACCGCCAUAGAAGUCCUUCAAGAAGAAAUCAGCAGCGUUCUCCUUCACAUUCUCGGAGACGUAGGGAAAGGGAUAGACAUAGAAGAGCUGAAAGGGAGAGGUCAAGUCAUCGAACUAGAGAGCAGUCUGAACGCCAGGGUCGGCACCGUAAAGAGCAUACUACACGCCGACAUUCUCAUGGGCGUAAAAGAUCCCCAUCAUCUCCUAGGAUAAAAGAUUCAGGGUCCCUUUCACCAAAGCAGAGCAGGGGACUUUCCCCACAAGUCCUUGAGAAAUCAACUGCUUUAAAUGUUCUAUGUAAUGCUCCAGACUCUUCAGACUCUGUUGUUGGUCAACUUGUAGAGAGUAACACAUCAUCAUUUACCUUGCUUCCUAUUAAAUAUGAGCCUGAUGGACAUAAAAGUAAUCUAGUCGAGAAUGCUGUUAAAGGCUUUUCUCCUUUUUCACAUGAACUUCAUCACAAUGUGAAGCUUGAAACUUCAGAACCACCACAACCCCAGGAGCCUAAAAAAACUUCAGUCAGUGGCCAUGAUGACACAAGUAAUGGAUCUUCUACACAUGUGGAUAAACCCCCUAAACAGGAGACUCUAUUUAUGAGCAAAAUGGAAAGUUCAAUUCCUCUAAGAGAAAUUGAUCCACCCAUUCGAGAUUCUCCUCAGAGCCCUGAUCCAGAGCCACAGUUUGUGAAACCUAACCGCAUAGAAAAUAGUAUCGCUGUAAAAAUUGAGGAAAUCCGAGAUCCUUUGACGAAUACCAGCGUCUCGACGCAACAUGUUAAAGUUGAAAAUAAUGAUCUGCCUAUUGGAGGUCAAACAACAAUGUCCAAUAUGCUGUGGUCUUCUGAUGGAGGUCCAAUAUCAAAUGUUAGCGAUAUUGGUUUGAGAGCGCUAAAUCUUAAAUGCCCAGGUGAGGCAGACAAACAGAUAGAAGGUGGUAUUCCAGACUUAAAGCAUCAAGAUGUACUGCGUCAAAGGGGAGGAAUUUCAAAUCAAGCUACAGGCAAAGAUGUUAAGGGAACUGAAAUAGACUAUGUGCGAAAGCAUCCAGGACCGGGUAUGAGUGGUCCAGAACUUGGACAUAGAGGUCCACAGAUAGAUCGUAGGGAGGCAGGAAUUGGAUUCCCAGGGCCUGAUAUGAGAGAUCCAGGCAUGCAAGGCAUAAGUCCCAACAUUUGGGGUCAUGGAUCACACACACAAAACCUAUAUAGUAUGCAAGGUGUGAACCCAGAAGUAAAAGGACUAGGCCCUGAUAUGAGACAAAGCGAUACAGAAAUGAGAAGACAAUUUAGUUUCGCAGCUGUCACGGAGAUAGAAGAUAGGGCUCCAGAUAUUAUAGGAAGAGGUUGCGGCCAAAAAGAUAGAGGUGAAAAUCCACAUACUGGAGGUAUGAGAUCUGCUAUGGCUGGUGGUUUUCGAGAUCCAAGUCCAGAUAUAAGGAGACCAGGUCCAUCUUUUAGGGGUUCAGGGGGAGCUCAAAGGCAAUCUAGGCAUGAUGGCAGUCCAGCUUUAGAGGUAAGGGACCCUUCAAAAAGGUGUUUUCAGGGUCAUGGAAGAGAUGCAGACAUGAGCAGGACGGGUGGUGUUCAAGAGAGGAGUUUAGAUUCAAAUGCAACUACAGUUUUAGAGAGUAGAGUUCUAAGAGCAGUGACAGAUGAAAGGUGGGGCCUACAAAGAGGGCAAGAUGUACCCAUGAGAGAACCAGGGCCAAACAUAAAAUAUGAAAGUUGUGAACAAGACAUUAGUGGGCCUAGAGAACAAUUCAAGGCACCACAGCCUGAUAUUUGGGCUGAAAGGAGUGGACAUGGCACUGACCGGAGAGAAUCAGAAACUAUGCAUGAAUUAAACAGACCAGAAAGCAGUUAUAUGCAGCCUGGUCAAGAUAUGGGUAGUCUGGGUGGCUCAGAUACAAGAGGUGAUGGCUUUCCAAACAUUGCAAAUCCAGAUUGGAGAGGUCCAGGACCAAGUGUUGUUGGCCCUGAUAUGAGGGGCCCUAGAAAUCAAGAUAAAUGCCUGGUUUCACAUAUGAGGGGUCCAGAUUGGAGUGGCCCAGGAUCAGACAUAAGAGAUGACUGGAGAGGGCCAGAUAGAAGAGGAUCAGGUUCAGUCAGAGGAGGACCAUUUGAAAAUGAAGUGAGAAUUCAUCAGCCUGCUAGAAAAGGUAAACACGUGGAGGGCCAGGGACCUGACAGAAGAGGUGCUAGAGACCUAGACAUUAGAGAACCAGAGUCUGAAAUAAGUGUUCCAAACACGGAGGACCUCAGGCAUGACAAAGGACCAGGAGGUGCAGAUUUCAUGGUGGUUCAAGUGCCUGAAAGGAGCGGUCCAACUAGGAGCAAUUUAGGACCUGGUAUGCUAGGACCAGGGGGUCCAGCCUUUUUGGGACCAGGACUUGAAAGGACAAGGCUUGCUAUGGAGGGUCUGGGGCCUACCAAUAGGGGACCUGGUGGUACACAUUUCAGAGGACUAGGACCUGAAAGAAAAUGUCUCGCUAUAGAGGGUCAGGGACCAGACGUGAGUGGACUGGCAGGUCCAGAUUUCAAUAGAUCAUGGCCUGAAAGGAGAGGACCUGAUAUGGUUGGUCUAGGGCCUGAAAGGAGAGGUCCAGCUAUGGAGGGUCCUGUACCCGGUCCAGAUUUCAGUGAACUGGGACCUGAAACAAGAUGUUUAUCUAUUGAGGGUGCUGGUCCUGACAGAAGAGUACCUGGAGUUCCAGAUUUCAGGGGACUGGGCCCUGAAAGGAGAGGUAAUGCUAUGGAGGGUAUUGGGCCUGACAGGAGAGUACCUGGAGUUCCAGAUUUCAGGGGACUGGGCCCUGAAAGGAGAGGUAAUGCUAUGGAGGGUAUUGGGCCUGACAGGAGAGCAUCUGGAGGUCCAGAUUGCAGGGGUCCAGGGCCUGAAAGCAGAGAUUUAUCCAUGGAGGGUCCUAGGCCUGAUAGGAGAGGACCUGGAGGUCCAGAUUUCCGGGGUCCAGGGCCUGAAAGCAGAGGCAUGUAUAUGGAGGGCCCUGUGCCUGUCAGAAGACGACCUGGAGGUCAGGAUUUAAGGGGACCAGGGCCUGAGAGGAGAGGAUCUGAAGGUCCAGAUUUAAGGGGACCAGGGCUUGAGAGGGGAGGUCCAGCUAUGGAGGGUCCUGGGACUGACAGGAGAGGAUCUGGAGGUCCAGAUUUCAGGGGACCAGGGCCUGAAAGUAGAGGCUUAUCAAUGGAGGGUUGUGGGCCUGACCAAAGAGGACCUGGCGGUCCAGAUUUCAGAGGACCACGACCUGAAAAGAGAUGCCAAGCUAUGGAGGGUGCUGGGCCUGACAGGAGAAGACCCGGAGGUCUAGAUUUCAGGGGCCCAGGGCUUGAGAGGGGAGGUCCAGCUAUGGAGGGUCCUGGGACUGACAGGAGAGGAUCUGGAGGUCCAGAUUUCAGAGGAACCAGACCUGCAAGAGGUCCAGCUAUGGAAGGUUCUGGGCCUGACAGGAGAGGACCUGGAGGUCCAGAUUUCAGGGGACCAGAUCCUGAGAGGAGAGGUCCAGCAAUGGAGGAUCCUGGGCUUGAUUGGAGAGGACCUAUAGGUCCAGAUUUCAGAGGAUCAAGGCCCGAGAGGAGAAGUUUAUCUAUAGAGCGUCCUGGGCCUGAUAGUAGAGGUUCUGGGUGUCCAGAUUUCAGAAGCCCGGGACUUGAAAGGAGAGGUCCUCCUAUGGAGGCCCCAAGACCUAACAGAAGAGAUCCAGAUUUCAGGGGACCAGUACCUGAUAGAGAAGGUCCUACCAUGGGCGGCCUCUGGCCUGUCAGGAGAGAACCAGAAGUUCCAGAUUUUAGUGGGCCAGGACAUGAAAAGAGGAGUCACACCAUGGACAGUCAAGAAAGGAGAGGACCAGGGGGUCCUGGUUUCCAGGGACCAGGGCAUGACCGAAAAGAUCUAGCUAUGGAUGGACUAAGGCCUGACAGAAGAGGACCAGGAGGUCCAGAAUUUAGAGGGCCUGGGUGUGAAAAUAGAGUUCCCUCGUUGAAAGGACAAAGACCUGACAGGAGAGGUCUAGGAGAUCAAACCCCUGAUAUACAUGGUGCUGACAUGAAGGGACCAUAUGUGAGAGGUCCAGGGACUGACUUUACUGGAAUGAGGCCUGAAAGAACUGGUCCAGGCAUAGAAGGCCCAGGGCCUGAUGGAAGAGGACAGAGAGGACCACACAUCAGGGGUCUCGGGCCAGAAAGUGGACAACCAAAUAUUGAGGGCCCAGGGCCUGACAGGAGAGAUCCUGUUAUCGAGGGACCAAGGCCAGAAGGACCAGGUUCCAGUAUUGAUGGUCUGGGGUCCAACAGGAGAGUCCCAGGAGGUCCAGACAUGAGGAGACCAGAGCUUCAGUAUUCAGAUCCAAACAGAGAGGGCCCAGGAGCUGACAGGAGAGGUCCAGAAGGUCCACAUUUCAGAGGGCCUGAGCCAGGAAGAAGACCUCUAAAUAUGGAGGGUCCAGAGUCUGAUUGGCGAGGUCCACCUAUCAGGGGUGCAAGGCCUGAAAGAACUGUUAUGGAGGGUCCAGGGCCUGAUAGGAAACGUCCAAGAGGUCCAGAUUUUAGAGGACUGGGUUGUGAAAGUAGAGGUCGAGACAUUGAUGGCCCUGGGCCUGGCAAACAAGAACCUGUAGGCUCAGGAUUCAGGGAGCCGGUGCCUGAAAGAAGAGGUCCGGACAUGGAGAGCCUUGGUCCAGAAUGCAGAAGAUCUGGUGGUCCAGACUUUAGAGGCCCAGGCAUCAGACAGAAAGGUAUAAGACCCAGAAGAGAUGACUGGGAGGGGGCUGACUUAAGUGGUUCAGAACCCAGACAUGAUAUUGAGGGCCAAGGAGCUGAUAGAAUAGGACGACACUUGAGGGGUUCAAGGCCUAUAAGGGGAGGCAUUAGAAUACCACAGCCAGAUAUAAGCAGUCUAAAUCACGGAGACAGAUGGAACGAGCCAGACUUCAGGGUCUCUGCACUUGAUAGAAGAGGCACAGACACAGAGGAGCAAUGGUCCGAUGGAAGAGGGCCCAAUAUGGAGUCUGUAGGAAAUGAAAGGGAAUGUUCAGGAAAUGAUUGGAAAAUACAUGGCAACAGAGGUCCAGGCCCCAUUCAAGAAGGUCUAGGUGAGCAGGUUCAAGUACAUAGUAGGCAUGGUUCUUGUGGGGAAUGGAGAGGCCCUGAAAGUAGGGGGCCAAGGUUCAUACAGAAAAGACCAACUAUGCCAUUUCCAGGGCCAUUGAGAGGUCCAGGAGAUGAUUGGAGUGGUCCUGUUUGCCGCGGCCCAGGGCCUAUCGAAGGUGACCAAGAUAUAGUUUGCCCAGGGCCUGGUAGGGGAGGACCUGGAAAUGGAAGGAGAGAGCCAGAAAGAGGGGGUGCUGGAUCAAAUAGAAGGGGGCGUGGACCAUUUUUCAGUGUGGAAAGAGAUCCAGAUAAUCAAGGGCAAGGCUGUGAUAGAAGAGGUCCAAAUAUGGGAGAACCAGGAUCAGAUAUGAGAGGGGAGCAUAUUGGGAAUGACUGGAUGCAGCCAGAUUCAAGGGCUACUAUGAGAAGGGGGGGUUACAGGGGAUCUCCAGACUUGAUCAAUUCAUGCCCAAACAGGAGCGAUUUUGAAGUGGAAGGUCUUGAUAGAAGAGGCCCCAGAGGCCCAGAUUCAAGAUACUCAGGGCCUGUAAACAGAAAUUCAAACAUUGAAGGUCCAGGGACCGAUGAGGGGUUUUCAGAUUGUGGGGGAUUCGGAUCUGAAAGGCAGGGUGUAGACAUAGAAAGCCCGAGAACAGGUAGACCAGGAUUUGAGCAUGAUUUUAGGAGGGGAAGUAGACGUCCAGCUAUGAGAAGGCUAGGGCCUGGUAAAACAGAUAUUAGAGGAGCCCCUGAAAGUUCAAAUAUAAGACAUGGGCAUGAGUGGAGGGAUACAAACACUGAGGGUCCUAGGUCUGAUAGAAGACAUCCAGAUAUGGGCCCAGGGUUAGACUCAAGAGAAUUUGAGCCAGCCAUGAAGGAUGACAUGCAAGGGUCAAAUAUAAGGGGCCCAGGAUGUGAUAGCAGAGGGCCAGACAUGACAUCAUCACCUCAUUUCAAUAGUCCUCAUCUAGUUGACAGUUCUCAAGGCCCUAGGGAUCCACAUUCUGCAACAUACAAUGGACCCCUAGGUCCAACUCAAAGCAGAGGAGGAAAUUCAUGCCCCAGUUUUGACAAUGUACAAAAUCAACAUGCAGUAAAACCCCAGAGACCCAGAGCUGCCUUGCUUCCCACUCCAACAGAAGGUCUCAUACGCUUUCCGAAUCAUAUGAUCAACAAUCCUGAUGUCCCUAGCCCAAAACGGAAAAAAAUAGAUCACCCAGCAGACAGAACGUGGAGUCGAGGUAGAUCAGUGAGUCGAGAGCAAGAGUUGAUCAAAGGGCAGGAGAAAAGUCCUGCUGGUAAUAUGAGCACACCGGGAAAUGAAAAGAUAGGGGAUGGAGAACAAAAAAAGGAAGUGGGCAAUAAAACUGGUAAACAGGAUACAUGUGUAGAAACUAAAACUAAUGAAAGUAUUGACAGCGAUGUCAAAUCGAGUUAGACACUGGCUAAAAUCAUAACGCAUGGACCCCUUAGGACAGACAGUAAGGCUGUCAAACUAGACCUGCAAAAAGUCUCCGUAUCGUCAACCUGAAUAGAAAUACUACAGCAUAAACACUGAAUGUAUUUUUUCUCAAGGAAAGCGUUUGUCCAUGUCUUAUUAAAAUUUCAAAAAGACCUAGAUGCAAAAUAAUGUGGACAUUGAGAUCAGACAUUGUAGCCUGAUAUGAAAAUGCUCUGAGGUAUUUAAGUUAACUAUAUUCUAGUUUGUCUUGCAUUCAAAAUAGAUGCAUUUUGUUGUUGUGUUUUUUUUAAAUUGGAUUAUGACUAAAUGCCUCUUAAACUUAAUCAAUCACUUCAACUGGAUGUGCAUUUCUAGUUGGAAAUGUUAUGAAAUGUUUUGUACAGAGAAUGUACAGGUUGUGUUUGUUUUUUUGAUUUUUAACAUAAUUAUAGUGUCAGUACAGUAGCCUAUAUCUGGCUUUUAUGUUCUUCUGCUGAUAAAAAAUGCCUUGUUUAAUUGUUCUUUUAGAAUGCAAGAGGUCAAUAAAAUUAUAUACCUUUUUA
Molecule: messenger RNA, 12939 nt
Organism: Cyclopterus lumpus (lumpfish)
Lineage: Eukaryota; Metazoa; Chordata; Actinopteri; Perciformes; Cyclopteridae
Product: death-inducer obliterator 1-like
Exons: 17
Coding region: 230-12373 (4047 amino acids)
Biological process (GO): DNA-templated transcription; apoptotic signaling pathway
Cellular component (GO): nucleus; Set1C/COMPASS complex
Source: RefSeq, a predicted model, not a curated record